GCAGCCAUUUUGGUGCGAGAGAAACAAUAGGACGGAAACGCCGAGGAACCCGGCUGAGGCGGCAGGUAAAGCUCGCGUCCUAUGGCCCUAGUGCCCGAGGAGCUUUGAGGGAGAUUUUUUCAGGCUACUGGGAAACGGGAUCUCUGAUCAUUGGAGUCUCCCAGGUUAUUUGGGAAAGACUUCUUCCGUGGUCAUUGUGGGGGAAAUCUCCCGGGGUCCCUGUGGAUUCGAUUUCCCUGGGUCAUUUGGGAGGAGGGUUUUUCUUCUGAUCAUUGGGGGAGGGAUUUCCGUGGUUUUGGGGGUCCAGCAUCCUCCCCGGUCAUUGGAGGGGGUCUCCCGGGUUUGGGGGAGGGCAGGAUCUUUCCUGGUCAUUGAGAUCUCCCCGGGUCUUGGGAAGCGCAAGAUCUACGGUGUCAUUGAGGGGUCUCCCCAGGUCAUUGGCGGCCACGAUCUCCCCAGAUAUUUGGCGGGUGGAGGGGUCUUCCCGGAUCUUUGGAUAGGGAGUCAGCUCAGCGCCUCAGGUACUGUUACCUGGGGUCGGCAGAUGUGCAGCCAUUUUGAGUGUUGAAUGCCAUUUGGGCCCGUCAGAUGGUGUUCGAUGAGGGAAUCUACACACUUAACCUUAUUAUAGAAAAAAUGCCUUUAAAUGGAUAAGAGGACACCUUUAUAGUGAUAUUUCCACUCUUUACGUUUGAUUACAGACCGCUUUUGUCUUUUGCAUCCUAAUGGCUUAUUUCAUUUUAGGAUUGUAUUCGUUCUCAUAUAUCAACUAAGCUACACUAGCAGAAAACUUCCUAGGUGACAGACAGGUACACUGUAUGCUAGCCCUGUAUCUGUCUGAGCAGUGGAAUGUGCCAGGAAAGAAGGAGCAACCACUGACUGAUGAACCUUUGCCAGUCUCCCUUCCAAGAGGGAUGCCAGAGCCUUCUGUAAGCUCCUGAGAUGUCACUGGUAUCUAGGCAACAGGGAUGAGCCUGAACCUCCCUGAGGCCAGCUUACUGAGCAGAGCAUCCUGGCCAGAACAAGCCAAGGAGCCAAGACGAGAGGGACACACGGACAAACAACAGACAGAAGACGUACUGGCCGCUGGACUCCGCUGCCUCCCCCAUCUCCCCGCCAUCUGCGCCCGGAGGAUGAGCCCAGCCUUCAGGGCCAUGGAUGUGGAGCCCCGCGCCAAAGGCGUCCUUCUGGAGCCCUUUGUCCACCAGGUCGGGGGGCACUCAUGCGUGCUCCGCUUCAAUGAGACAACCCUGUGCAAGCCCCUGGUCCCAAGGGAACAUCAGUUCUACGAGACCCUCCCUGCUGAGAUGCGCAAAUUCACUCCCCAGUACAAAGGUGUGGUAUCUGUGCGCUUUGAAGAAGAUGAAGACAGGAACUUGUGUCUAAUAGCAUAUCCAUUGAAAGGGGACCAUGGAAUUGUGGACAUUGUAGAUAAUUCAGACUGUGAACCAAAAAGUAAGCUCCUAAGGUGGACAACAAACAAAAAACAUCAUGUCUUAGAAACAGAAAAGACCCCUAAGGACUGGGUGCGUCAGCACCGUAAAGAGGAGAAAAUGAAGAGCCAUAAGUUAGAAGAAGAAUUUGAGUGGCUAAAGAAAUCUGAAGUCUUGUACUACACUGUAGAGAAGAAGGGGAAUAUAAGUUCCCAGCUUAAACACUAUAACCCUUGGAGCAUGAAAUGUCACCAGCAACAGUUACAGAGAAUGAAGGAGAAUGCAAAGCAUCGGAACCAGUACAAAUUUAUCUUACUGGAAAACCUGACUUCCCGCUACGAGGUGCCUUGUGUCCUUGACCUCAAGAUGGGCACACGACAACAUGGUGAUGAUGCUUCAGAGGAGAAGGCAGCCAACCAGAUCCGAAAAUGUCAGCAGAGCACAUCUGCAGUCAUUGGUGUGCGUGUGUGUGGCAUGCAGGUGUACCAAGCAGGCAGUGGGCAGCUCAUGUUCAUGAACAAGUACCAUGGACGGAAGCUAUCGGUGCAGGGCUUCAAGGAGGCACUUUUCCAGUUCUUCCACAAUGGGCGGUACCUGCGCCGUGAACUCCUGGGCCCUGUGCUCAAGAAGCUGACUGAGCUCAAGGCAGUGUUGGAGCGACAGGAGUCCUACCGCUUCUACUCAAGCUCCCUGCUGGUCAUUUAUGAUGGCAAGGAGCGGCCCGAAGUGGUCCUGGACUCAGAUGCUGAGGAUUUGGAGGACCUGUCAGAGGAAUCAGCUGAUGAGUCUGCUGGUGCCUAUGCCUACAAACCCAUCGGCGCCAGCUCUGUAGAUGUGCGCAUGAUCGACUUUGCACACACCACCUGCAGGCUGUAUGGCGAGGACACCGUGGUGCAUGAGGGCCAGGAUGCUGGCUAUAUCUUCGGGCUCCAGAGCCUGAUAGACAUUGUCACAGAGAUAAGUGAGGAGAGUGGGGAGUGAGCUUGCUAGCUGCUCCAGUACUUGAGAGCGACUCUGUGUCCCAGGCACAGCUGUGCUGCGUCAGGGAGGAAGCCAGUAUGGCCAGGUGGUGGCUCCUGCAGCCUGGAGCUGAUGUGCAGUGGCCUCUGUGAGCCCCAGCCUGAGCCAGUCCCAGCUGUGCUUGGAGUCUUUAUUUAUUUUAACUAUUUCUUCAACAUUCCACAUUUGAUGAUGAUACCUCUUUCUUCCCUGAGUGUAUAUGUUCUAAUACAAAUCUUUUUGUUUAUUGUA
This is a messenger RNA of Homo sapiens (human), 2684 nucleotides long. RefSeq names its product inositol hexakisphosphate kinase 2 (gene IP6K2). Gene Ontology annotation, cellular component: nucleus. The record is from RefSeq and is a predicted model, not a curated record. Gene Ontology annotation, molecular function: inositol-1,3,4,5,6-pentakisphosphate kinase activity; kinase activity; inositol hexakisphosphate 5-kinase activity. NCBI's taxonomy places the organism in Eukaryota, Metazoa, Chordata, Mammalia, Primates, Hominidae. The transcript is spliced from 7 exons. The coding region runs from base 969 to 2414 and encodes 481 amino acids. Gene Ontology annotation, biological process: organophosphate biosynthetic process; inositol phosphate biosynthetic process; phosphatidylinositol metabolic process.